Daldinia childiae is the source of this 1740-nucleotide messenger RNA. RefSeq lists its product as uncharacterized. The record is from RefSeq and is a predicted model, not a curated record. Gene Ontology annotation, biological process: transmembrane transport. The coding region runs from base 1 to 1740 and encodes 579 amino acids. Gene Ontology annotation, molecular function: purine nucleobase transmembrane transporter activity. Lineage: Eukaryota; Fungi; Ascomycota; Sordariomycetes; Xylariales; Hypoxylaceae. The transcript has 6 exons. Gene Ontology annotation, cellular component: plasma membrane.
AUGGCGUGGGUUCACGAUUUCAACGUUAGGGUUGCGAAGAGUCCUAUCGGGCGGUGGUUCCAGCUCGAAGGAUCAGGUCAUCCUAAGGAACGAAAGGGUUCCUAUUUUUUCACCGAGAUACGCGCUGGAGUUGCUGCCUUUUUUGCUAUGGCUUAUAUCAUCGCGGUUAACUCCAGCAUCGUAUCCGAUACGGGCGGUACCUGUGUGUGCAACGGCGGACUGGCUGACCCGUUAUGUAAGGUGAAUGAGGAGUAUUUGUUAUGUGCUGCUGAAAUCAAGCGCGACCUCGUCACGGCGACGGCCGCAAUCUCUGCGCUGUCAUCAUUUUGUAUGGGCUUGUUUGCAAACCUCCCGGUCUCUUUGGCCCCUGGUAUGGGGUUGAAUGCCUACUUUGCUUAUACCGUAGUCGGAUAUCACGGUGAUGGGCUUGUGCCUUACUCUGUAGCCCUAACGGCCAUCUUCGUCGAAGGCUGGGUUUUCUUCGCUCUUGCUCUAUUUGGCCUCCGUCAAUGGCUCGCUAGAGCUAUCCCGCGAUCGAUCAAGCUUGCUACGAGCGUGGGUAUUGGCCUCUUUCUAACCUUAAUCGGGUUAACGUUUAGCGAGGGCAUCGGUCUCGUGACGGGUGCGCAGGAUACGCCGAUGGAGUUAGCUGGUUGCUCAGCUGUAGACGCAGGGACUGGGCGUUGUCCCGAUGGAGAAAAGAUGCGUAAUCCGAAGAUGUGGAUUGGUAUAUUCUGUGGUGGUGUUCUGACCGUGCUCCUGAUGAUGUAUCGUGUGAAGGGGGCCAUCAUUGCUGGAAUUCUCCUUGUCAGUAUCAUUUCAUGGCCACGAGGAACAUCUGUCACCUAUUUCCCAGACACCACUGUGGGCGAUGACGCUUUCAAUUUUUUCAAGAAGGUUGUCGACUUCCAUCAGAUCGGCAAGACCCUCACCGUCCAACGUUGGGACAUUGCGGAAUAUGGGGGCCAGUUUGGCUUGGCGUUUAUUACUUUUCUCUACGUCGACAUCCUUGACUGCACGGGAACCUUGUAUUCGAUGGCACGAUUUGCCAACGUUAUCGAUCCCGUGACCGAGGAUUUCGAGGGCUCAACCAUAGCAUACAUGGUUGAUGCGAUUAGCAUAUCUAUCGGAUCUCUCCUGGGAUGCCCACCUGUAACUGCUUUCGUCGAAAGUGGAGCUGGUAUCGCUGAUGGUGGACGGACCGGCCUUACCUCGAUGACUACGGGCCUGUGUUUCUUCAUCUCCAUUUUCUUCGCACCCAUCUUCGCGUCAAUCCCUCCAUGGGCUACAGGUUGCGUAUUGGUUUUGGUCGGAUCAAUGAUGAUGCGGGCAGUGACUGAGAUUAAUUGGAAUUAUAUUGGUGAUGCCAUACCAGCUUUUGUUACUAUAUUUGCAAUGCCCUUUACGUAUAGCAUUGCCGAUGGUCUCAUUGGCGGCAUUUGUUUAUAUAUCUUACUCAACACUCUGGUGUGGCUGAUCGAGAAGCUAUCCGGAGGACGUAUUGUCCCGCCUAACAAGGCUGAAAAAGACCCCUGGAAUUGGAAACUCCGUGGUGGUAUAUUACCACCUUGGGUAAUGCGCCUCUAUACUGGUAAGAGUGAUUUAAUUCAGGAUACUCCUGCGACAGAAUCGAGUGUUGAUGUACCUGGAGGAGACCACAUGGCGAAGACGAAAUCGAAAGAACAUGUAAGGGGUUACACCCAAGAGUCUACACUCCAGGUACAGGAGAAGUCUACUUAA